This is a messenger RNA of Vicia villosa (hairy vetch), 3372 nucleotides long. Its product is annotated as beta-galactosidase 6-like. Gene Ontology annotation, biological process: carbohydrate metabolic process. The record is from RefSeq and is a predicted model, not a curated record. Bases 83 to 2260 code for a protein of 725 amino acids. Lineage: Eukaryota; Viridiplantae; Streptophyta; Magnoliopsida; Fabales; Fabaceae. Gene Ontology annotation, cellular component: cell wall; vacuole. The transcript has 17 exons. Gene Ontology annotation, molecular function: beta-galactosidase activity.
UAGCAUUAUUUAUAUACACAAAUUCAUAAUUGGAACAAGGGUCAUAGAGAAUAUAUAAAGAUAACAGAAAGAGAGUAGAGAGAUGAAAAAAUGGAUGUCUUUGGUGAUGAUGAUACUGUUGUUGUUAAUAUCGUUGAAAACUAUGGGACAAAGCUUUGGAGUUGAAGGUGCAGAAGAAGUGACAUACGAUGGAAGAUCUCUUAUCAUCAAUGGCCACAGAAAUAUUCUCUUCUCUGGUUCUAUUCAUUAUCCCCGCAGCACCCCUCAGAUGUGGGGAGACUUGAUAGCGAAAGCAAAACAAGGAGGAUUGGAUGUUAUUCAAACGUAUGUGUUUUGGAAUCUUCAUGAACCUCAACCCGGCAAGUAUGAUUUCAGCGGAAGAUAUGACUUGGUGAGAUUCAUAAAAGAAAUUCAAAGUCAAGGACUUUAUGUUUGUCUUAGAAUUGGACCCUUCAUUGAAAGUGAAUGGACAUAUGGAGGAUUUCCAUUUUGGCUACAUGAUGUCCCUGGCAUUGUUUACCGAACAGACAAUGAGCCAUUUAAGUUCUACAUGCAAAAUUUUACAACAAAAAUUGUCAACAUGUUGAAAGAAGAAGGUUUAUAUGCUUCACAAGGAGGUCCAAUUAUAUUGUCACAGAUUGAGAAUGAAUAUCAAAACGUAGAAAGAGCAUUUGGUAAGGCAGGAUCGCGGUAUGUUGAAUGGGCCGCAAAAAUGGCAGUAGGCCUUAAUACCGGUGUACCGUGGGUUAUGUGCAAGCAAACAGAUGCUCCUGAUCCUGUGAUCAACACAUGCAAUGGUAUGAAAUGUGGAGAAACUUUUACAGGACCAAACUCUCCUAAUAAGCCUGCAAUGUGGACAGAGAACUGGACAUCAUUCUAUCAAGUGUAUGGGGGAUUGCCAUAUAUACGGUCUGCGGAAGACAUUGCAUUUCAUGUCACUCUUUUUAUCGCAAGAAACGGAAGUUUUAUCAAUUACUAUAUGUAUCACGGUGGAACAAACUUUGGGAGAACCGGCUCUGCUUAUACUAUAACAGGUUAUUAUGAUCAAGCACCGCUCGAUGAAUAUGGUUUGUUCAGACAACCAAAGUAUGGACAUCUCAAGGAGUUGCAUGCAGCAAUCAAGUCUUGUUCAACCACUUUAUUACAAGGAGUGCAGAGGAAUUUCUCUUUAGGUGAAUUGCAGGAAGGUUAUGUUUUUGAAGACAAAAAUGGAGGAUGUGUUGCAUUCCUUAUAAACAAUGAUAUACGGAACAAUGUUACUGUCCAAUUCCGCAAUAGUUCAUAUGACUUGCUCCCCAAGUCAAUAAGUAUCUUACCAGAUUGUCAAAAUGUAGCUUUCAAUACUGCUAAUGUAACUACAACCAGCAACAGAAGAAUCAUAACUUCGAGACAAAACUUCAGCUCAGUUGAUGAAUGGCAACAAUUUCAAGAUGUGAUUCCGAAUUUCGCUGACACUUCAUUAAGAUCAAACUCAUUACUCGAGCAAAUGAAUACAACUAAAGACACUUCUGAUUACCUUUGGUAUACUCUUAGGUUUGAAAACAAUUUAUCUUGCAGUGCUCCAAUACUUCUUGUUCAUUCUGCUGCUCAUGUUGCUCAUGCUUUUGUCAACAACACAUUCAUUGGAGGUGUGCAUGGAAACCAUGAUGUGAAGACAUUUACAUUAGAGGUUCCGGUUAUAUUAGACGAAGGAAUAAACAACAUCUCUAUUCUCAGCGUUAUGGUUGGACUUCCGGAUUCGGGCGCAUUUCUAGAAAGAAGAUUUGCUGGUUUAAUGAACGUGGAACUUCAGUGCAGUGAAGAAGAGACUCUUAACUUGAACAAUUCUACAUGGGGAUAUCAGGUUGGAUUACUUGGAGAACAAUUAGAAGUAUAUGAAGAACAAAAUAGCCGAGACGAUAAAUGGACUGAACUCGGGAAUAUCAUGAUUGAUGAAACUACUCUUACUUGGUACAAGACAACAUUCGAGACACCGAAAGGAGAUGAUCCUGUUGUGUUAGACCUUAGCUCAAUGGGGAAAGGUGAGGUUUGGAUAAAUGGACAAAGCAUUGGUCGCUAUUGGAUUUUGUUUCAUAAUUCCAAAGGCAAUCCUUCACAAUCAUUGUAUCAUGUUCCUCGGUCUUUCCUUAAAGACAGUGAAAAUAGUUUGGUUUUGUUUGAGGAAGGUGGUGGGAACCCUCUUGGUAUAUCAUUGAAUACUGUUUCAGUUACUGAUUUACAAGAUGAUUUUUCUAAGUUAUCACUUCCCACUUUUACUUAACGUUACAGAGAGAAUAUAAAACACAUAAGUAAAUCAUACUUAUAGAAUAUGUUUCCUUAACAUUUUAACUUGGCUUGUACACAUGAAAAAUAGAAUACAUGUUAUAUUGAAACCUAUGCAGUUCUGGAUUGAUUCUUUGAAAUCCCAAUGCUCACUCUUUGUACACCAAAAUAAUUAAUCUAAAGGAAAUUGUUAUUUAAUUGGAAAUUGAAUUUCAUUUGACCUCUCUUGAUCUCUUCUGACUAUAAUUGAAAAUUGUAAUAUUUAAUUUAAAGAAAUUAUAUGUAAUAGUUUAGGCAUCAUUUUUAUACACCAAAAUUUGAAGGAAAAAAAUUUAGACAUAUUUCCAAUCAAAUUAUUAUAUCUCGAUACUAUUAUUAUUCUUUAUUCUAAAGCAUCCCCACAAAUGCUUAUAAAGUUAGAUGUAUGGACGUAAGUGUUAAAAGUUUAUCAAUUAAAAUUUUUUUUUAUCAAAUACGAAUUCUAUUUUUACCAGAAAGAAGCUUCUCUUAAGGCUUACUUACAACUCUGCUAUUAAUAUUCAUUUGUGCUGGAGGUUUCUUAACAACAAUCAGAGCUGGACUAAUCUGCUUAAGGCCAGGGUUAAAAGAAAUGGCAAGGUCAUUAAGUAUUCAAUAAAGUCUUCAAUUUGGAUUGGCAUUAAAGAAGCUCAUGAAACAGUCUGAAAUAAUUGCAUUUGGAUCAUUGGGAAUGGUAGGAAUUUGAAUUUCUGGUUGGACAAUUGGCUUGGUGAAAAUCUAGCCUGCAAGUAUAAAAUUUCGGAAUGGUUUCAUUAUGCUUUAACUUCAACUGUUAGGGAUUCGUGGUCUAACAAUGCUUGGUCAAUCAAUAGUAACAUUCAAAUGGCUCUUCCUACUCUCCUAAACUCAAUUUCUAACAUAUCUAUUCUUGAGGUUGAAGUUCCCGAUGCUUUUGUUUGGAGGCAUAAAGCUAAUGGCAUUUUGACUAUUAAGGAUGCAUACAACUUGAUUCUCAAGUCGUGUCCUUCGGUUAGCAUGUCAUCCUUUCCUUGGACAAGGAUUCUCCUCCCUCACAUUCAAUGAUUAUUUGGAGAUACAUCCACCAUAAGAUUCCAACUGAUGAAAACCUGA